This is a messenger RNA of Brassica oleracea var. oleracea, 594 nucleotides long. RefSeq lists its product as uncharacterized. The record is from RefSeq and is a predicted model, not a curated record. Gene Ontology annotation, molecular function: RNA-DNA hybrid ribonuclease activity; nucleic acid binding. The transcript has a single exon. NCBI's taxonomy places the organism in Eukaryota, Viridiplantae, Streptophyta, Magnoliopsida, Brassicales, Brassicaceae. Bases 1 to 594 code for a protein of 197 amino acids.
AUGGACAAGGCUCGGAACGAUUACGAUGCAUGGGCGGAGGUUAAUAUUUUGAACUCUUCUCAAGUGAAUGACGACGAUGUUGAUGGGGCUCCGAUCGUGAAAUGGGAGAAACCAUGCCAAAGCUUUGUGAAACGUAACAUUGAUUCAUCGUGGAUCAAUGAGACUGUUAACACUGGCGUCUCUUGGAUCCUUCGUAAUAACUCAGGGGAACCUAUGAUGCACAGUCGCAGAUCCUUCUCCUCAAUCCCUACUAAGCUUGAGGCAGAGCUCUUAAGUUUUACUUGGGCUAUUGAUUGUCUCUCAGACUUACGCUGUGAUAGAGUGGUGUUUGAAUCAUCAUCCUACCUUGCGGGUGAAGCAAUCCUUAUGCCUGAAAAGUUCCUUGGUUAUCAAGACUUGUUGGGAUAUAUCUGCUUCAAGUUGACUAACUUUAAUCUAUGGAACAUAUCCUAUGUCCACCUUGAAGGUAAUAGAUGUGCCCAUGAAAUAGCUCUUAGUGUCACUAGAGACCACCGGUAUCAAUCAUACAUAGCUCGUGGUGGACCAUUUUGGCUUCGAGCGUUGACACUAGAGGAGGCAACAGACGAUACAUGA